Messenger RNA from Letharia columbiana, 1443 nucleotides. RefSeq lists its product as uncharacterized. The record is from RefSeq and is a predicted model, not a curated record. The coding region runs from base 1 to 1443 and encodes 480 amino acids. NCBI's taxonomy places the organism in Eukaryota, Fungi, Ascomycota, Lecanoromycetes, Lecanorales, Parmeliaceae. The transcript has 2 exons.
AUGUCACCUACAGACAAAGUAGACUCUUGGUUCGCUUCUACUCCUGCUGGACCAAGCCAGUCCUCGACGUCGCGUCCGAAUACAAGGGACACAGCCUUGACCUCCCUCGCUGGUGACCAAAGCCAGCUGUCGAAUCAGAACACAGGAGACGCGUUCUUCGACCCAACUGCCACUGGCCAAAGAACACGGGACCUGUUCCUGGACUCGUUCGUCGAUGACCCGCAGCUGCCAACCGCCCAAAGGGAUGCAAGCACUAGGAUUCCCGGCUCAUUGCCUACUAAUCAAAGCAAGCCCUCAACCUCACGUUUGAGCACGAGAGACCCAUUCUUCGAUUCUGUCCCCAAGGGCCCAAGCCAGGUCUCGACUUCCCGUUGGAACGCAAGAGCUCCAGCCUUCAACGUGUGGAACUCCGCUCGAAAACAAGCCCCGGCCUCGCCUUGGAGCAAGACGGAGCCGUCCGUUAGUCCAGUGGAGAGAGUCCAAGAAAACUCCCGUCCGCGGUUAACACUGCGCAUUCCAGACACAUCCAUAGGCAGUGACAACUUUCGGAGUGCACCGCAGAUGGCGACCCAUUCCGAGAUUCCGGAUCUACAAGCCGACGCCCGUCGCACCACUGACUCUUUAGUUCCUGCAGCGAGGCCAUCCAAUCCCGGCCUCCAAGGUUCACAAAGUCCAGCAUCGUGGAGGGGAGAAAUGUUGAAUCCUGCAGCGAGACCUUUCCAAUCGAAGUUCUCAGGCCCACAGGCACCAGCAAGUCGAAACAACCACACUGUGGUGCAGCCCACAGAAGCUUCCCAUACCAAUUCCAGGGUGUGGAGCAGUAAACUGAUAGUUGAGAAAGAAAGAUGGAAGCGAGUGGAAGAAAGCCUGGGGAGGAUGAACCUGUUAAGGUCAUAUGUCGUACCCAAGACACUGAAGGAUUGGCUGGCGCACCAAAGAGGCCGCGCAGACGCCAAAAAGACACGAGAGCAGCAAAAAUUGAAGGCGCUGGUUCAAUCACCACGAGAUCCUCGUCUGCCGCCUCCCAGUCGUCUCGUCAAGAUUGGGCCUGCCUUUGGAGGGAAAUCGUUCGAGCACAAGAACUUCUGUGCCAUACUUAUGUUUCCAUCUGUCUGGGUGCGCACUUAUGAACCUCCUGCUCAGCGCCCCGACCCGCUAUGGCCAUGUGUCGAGGAGAUGAAGGAGGAGGGCGAUGAGCGAAACACCUCUGGUUUCCGUCGUUUCCCUGGGCUUCCAAGAGUUCCUGGAAACGAUACUGUCCAGUACAAGCUCAAGGCCAUCCAGCCCUUCCUGCCGUUCGAUGCCAUCUGGGAGCUGCCAACCAAAGAGAGCAUAGAAGCUGCGAAUGAGAAGUAUUCGCGGGAAGAAACCGAAAAGAUGGAGGAAUACUUGGGGAGGUCGCUAAUUGAUGCGCUCGACUGCAUCACGGAAGACAGCUUUUGA